AUGGCAGCAGUGGAAGCUUGGGUGUCGUUCUUUACAGAGCUGUAUCAACUAUUAACAACAGCUGAGAGAAAUCUAGGUAUCUGUAACCUUAACUUGGCGGAGUAUGUAGUGGAAAGGAUCGAGCUAUCAAUUCACAGCUGUUCUAAUUUAGUAAUGUUGUUUCAGACGUCUGAUGUAUCGGCUCUUUCUAAUGAAGAACUUGCUGUUGCUAAUGAAUAUAGAAUGCUGGUAGACCAAUUGCUCUCUUAUUUACGAGAAUCUUUGGAUAAGUGGAAUAAUUAUAUUACAGUACUAGAAUGUAGCUCUGCCAGAAACAAUGCUACGGUAUCGUAUCAAGCUUCCAUUGCACACACUGGUAGACGUGGACGUCCAAAGUUUGAUGUGUCUAGAGAACAAGUGGAGUACCUAGUUUCACUUUCAUUUCAGUGGACUGAGAUAGCUGCCUUGUUGUGUAUAUCAAGAAUGACAUUAUACAGGAGGAGAGCUGAAUUUGGAAUGUUAGAUUUAAAUCCUGACAUAUCUAAUCAAGAGCUUCGUUCAUUAAUAAUUGAGUUUAAGGAAAGUGACCCUAAUGUUGGUGUGUCUAUGGCUGUUGGCCUCCUUCGCGCAAGAGGGUUCAAAGUCACUAGAGCUCGUGUCAGAGAUGCGUUACAAGAAAGUGAUCCCUUGAGAGCUUCUAUUAGAUGGCCAGGUGGAUUAAUUCGCCGACGUAUGUACAGUGUUCCUGGACCUAAUUCACUCUGGCAUAUUGAUUCACAUCAUAAGCUUAUCAGAUGGAGACUAGUAACACAUGGAGGCAUUGAUGGCUUCAGCAGGUUGAUUGUUUUUCUCAGAUGUGCAUCUAACAUCAAGUCUAUUACUGUUUAUCAGAGCUUUCUUGAGGCUGUUAACAAGUAUCACUUACCUUCUAGGGUGAGGACAGACCAAGGCAUGGAGAACAUUUUGGUGGUGGAACAUAUGUUGGAGCAUCGGGGUGCUGGUAGACAGAGUGCGAUUGUUGGAUCCUCCGUACAUAAUCAGAGGAUAGAACGUCUAUGGAGAGACAUGCAUAAGUGUGUCACAAGUUUGUACUAUAGACUUUUUUAUUUUAUGGAACAAUAUGACCUGCUUGAUAUUACAAAUGAACAGCAUAUGUUUGCUUUACACUAUGUGUACAUUCCAAGGAUAAAUAAAUCUCUUGAACUGUUCAAAGAAGGUUGGAAUCAUCAUCCAAUGAGAACAACACAUCAAAAAUCUCCUUCUCAGUUAUUUACUGCUGGAAUACUACUGCUUCGACAUUCUGGUCUCACUGCUUUGGAUUUCUUUGAGAAUGUUGACAAUGAUAGUUAUGGAAUAGAUAACGAUGGUCCAGUGCCAAGUGAAGAAUCUAAUACUGUUAGCAUACCAGCUGUAUCCCAUUGUAUAUCAUCCUCGAAUCUUCAAUUACUUGAAAAUGCAGUUUCCCCACUAGGACACUCUGACGAAUAUGGGAUAGACAUUUACAUACAAACUCUAUCUUUUCUAGACUCAUUAUAACUUUAAUAAAAUUUCCUCUU
Messenger RNA from Amphimedon queenslandica, 1535 nucleotides. RefSeq lists its product as uncharacterized. Gene Ontology annotation, biological process: DNA integration. The transcript is spliced from 3 exons. The coding region runs from base 1 to 1515 and encodes 504 amino acids. Lineage: Eukaryota; Metazoa; Porifera; Demospongiae; Haplosclerida; Niphatidae. The record is from RefSeq and is a predicted model, not a curated record. Gene Ontology annotation, molecular function: nucleic acid binding.